This is a messenger RNA of Lathyrus oleraceus (garden pea), 2658 nucleotides long. RefSeq lists its product as uncharacterized. Gene Ontology annotation, biological process: DNA integration. Bases 1 to 2658 code for a protein of 885 amino acids. Gene Ontology annotation, molecular function: nucleic acid binding. NCBI's taxonomy places the organism in Eukaryota, Viridiplantae, Streptophyta, Magnoliopsida, Fabales, Fabaceae. The record is from RefSeq and is a predicted model, not a curated record. The transcript has 5 exons.
AUGACUCCACCACCAGAUCCCGUCGCUGAUCUAACUCGUCAAGUCACCACACUCACCACUCAGCUUGAUGCUAUGCGUAAACGCUUCGACGACACCGCUCCUUCCGGUGGUUCUCGUUCCAGCGUCGAUUCGCAACACUGUCCUCGUCUCAAACUCGAUGACAUUGCUCGUUCUUCUCGUCCACGACCAUCACCACCACCGUGGCAUUCUACGUUUGGUUCUCGUCCUUCACCAAAGCCUAAUUCCGACCCUCCCUCCACGGCGACGUCUUCGCAAGGCUUACUCCCUACCCCACCUGCUAAGCCUCGAUUUAGGCAUCUUUCUGGGGCGGAAUUGGAUGAUAGACGUAGCAGAGGGUUAUGUUCCAAUUGUGACCAACCUUGGUCUAAGCAGCACAAAUGUGGUGCCUGUAUUUUUUUGAUGGUGGCUAAUGAUGAUGAUUUUUCUUCUGUGACAGGUGAUUUAGAAGUUGCGGUGGCUGAAUUGGUUGACGGCGGCGUCACGCCGGAGGACACCUCGAUUCACGCCGCUCAAUUGAGCUUGCACGCUCUUUCUGGCGACCAAGCUGCUGACACCUUUCGACUUUCGGGUCGGAUCUCCUUGGAACCAGUGGAUAUUCUUGUUGAUAGGGGUAGUACCCAUAAUUUCAUUAAAGAGACUAUUGUUGCAGCUUUGGGCCUGAAGUUGAGCCCAAUUGAUCCAUUCCGGAUUUUGGUGGGUAGUGGCCAAGAGUUGUUAUGUUCUCAUAUUUGCCAGGGGGUGUCAAUAGUAAUGCAAGGCCACUCAUUCUCCAUGGACCUAUUUGUUUUGGGUUUGCGGGGUGCUGAUGUAGUGCUGGGAGCCCAAUGGUUGAAAAGGUUAGGCCCAGUUUUAAUGAAUUAUAAUUCCCUUACUAUGACCUUUUUUCACAACAAUACUUGUGUCGAGUUAAAAGGAGAUUCACCCACUCCUACUGUAGGCUUACAUCACUUCCAAAGGCUUACGAGACUUGACCCAGAAGCCCAAUUAUUCUCCCUUCAUAUCACCAGUCCAUAUGAUACACCUACUCAACCCACACCCACCCACUCACCUUCCUUACCCGAUACAGACCACCUUGACCCAGAUUUCAUUUCCCUCAUCUCUAAACACUCUUAUCUAUUCACUGAACCCUCCACCCUCCCCCCAUAUCGUCCCACCGACCACACUAUCCCCCUCUUACCUCAAUCCACACCAGUAAACGUCCGACCCUACUGUUACCCCCAUUCCCAAAAACUAGAAAUUGAAUCCCAAGUGGCCAAGUUUUUGAAGAGAGGGUGGAUACAACCUAGCACAAGCCCUUUCUCAUCUCUAGUGCUUCUGCUUAAAAAGAAAAUGGUUCUUGGCAUACGCUUGGCUCCGGGUGAUGUUCCUAAGACCGCCUUCCGCACUCACGACGGCCAUUAUGAGUAUCGUGUUAUGCCGUUUGGCUUGUGUAACGCUCCGGCAACCUUCCAGGCUACGAUGAACGACAUAUUUCGUGAGUUGCUGCGUAAAUUUGUCAUCGUCUUCUUUGAUGACAUCCUGGUCUUCAACUCUUCACUUGAUACACAUUUGGAUCAUCUGACGCAGGUCUUUACUAUCUUGGCUAAUCACAAAUUUCACUUGAAACCCACAAAAUGUUCAUUUUGUCAAAGUCAGAUUGCUUACUUGGGCCAUAUUGUUUCUGAGGGCACGGUGGCACCUGACCCACUUAAGAUACAGGGAGUGGUAGAUUGGCCAACUCCUAAAUCAGUGAAGAGUUUGCGUGGAUUUCUUGGCUUGUCUGGUUUCUAUCGGAAGUUUGUGCAGGGGUAUGCUACUUUGGCUCACCCUCUAACUUCAUUACUUAAGAAGAAUUCCUUUGAGUGGUUUGAUCUUGCUCAGCAGGCUUUUGAUGAGUUGAAGGUUGCUUUGGCCACAGCACCGGUUCUUGUGUUGCCGGAUUUCUCAUUGCCUUUUACAGUGCAAACUGAUGCUUCUGGGUAUGCUAUAGGGCUGUUUUGUUACAAAAUGAACACCCUAUCGCCUAUUUUAUACAAGCCCGGGAAGACGAAUACUGUUGCGGAUGCCCUGUCUCGUUGUCAAGAACCCCAUGUUGCUGAGUUGAAUGUGCUAUCCACCCCUCAGUUCUUGCUCAUUGAUGAUUUGCGAAAAGAAUUGAGUUCGGAUGUUGACUAUCAGACUAAGUGUCAGCAAGUUGCUGUUGAUCCCUCUCUUGCUCUGGAUUACACUGUUUCUAAUGGGUUAUUAUUGCACAAAGGGCGCAUUUGGAUCCCUUCUACAUCUCGUUUCAAGGCCCUGUUGCUUAAGGAAUUCCAUGAAACUUCUAUUGGAGGCCAUGCAGGGAUUAAAUAUGUGACAAGUAAACCAGGGGGGCUACUCCAGCCACUGCCCAUUCCGGUACGUAUUUGGGAAGACAUUUCCCUUGACUUUGUCACCGGGUUACCUGCUUCUAAUGGGUUUACAGUUCUGCUUGUUGUGGUGGAUCGUUUCUCCAAGUAUGUGCACUUAGGAGCAUUGCCUUCUAAUUUCACUGCAUAUAAGGUGGCUGAUUUAUUUGUCAAUAUUGUUUGCAAAUUACAUGGGUUGCCAAGGAGAAUUGUUUCGGAUAGAGAUCCGGUGUUUAUUAGCAAAUUUUGGACUGAGCUGUUUAAGUUCUGA